GCAUUAAUAGUAGUAACAUUCUUUCUUCACCUUUCCUCUUUCCCUUUCUUCUCUUUGUUGUCUUCUAUUACUUCCAAUGUAUCUUCUCUCUUCUCCUAAAUUUUCCAUUAGACUUCUAAUAUGUCUUAUUCCGUUACAAUUUUAUUCUGUAUUUUCGUCAGCAAGUUUAAAGAACCACCAAAAUCAACAAAAUCAUAAAAAGCCAAUUAUGCUUUUGGCAAAUUUAACUUCAUGUCAAUUGUUUAUGGGUUCAUGGGUUUAUGAUGAAACUUAUCCAUUGUAUCAAUCUUCUUCUUGCCCAAUUAUUGAUUCACAAUUUAACUGUCAAAUGUAUGGAAGACCUGAUAUUGAUUACCUUAAAUAUAGAUGGAAACCAGCAAAUUGUCACAUUCCCAGGUUCAAUGGGCUAGACUUUCUGGUGAGAAUGAGAGGAAAGACAGUGAUGUAUGUUGGAGAUUCAUUAGGAAGGAACCAAUGGCAGUCAUUGAUUUGUAUGAUUUCAGCAGCUGUCCCACGAGCUCAAACUCAAAUGAUCACUGGUGACCCUAUCUCUACUUUCAAAUUCUUGGAUUAUGGAGUGUCAGUGUCAUUUUACAGAACACCAUAUUUGGUGGAUAUAGACUCUCUGCAGGGCAAGAGAAUCCUGAGAUUGGAUGAUAUAACGAAGAAUUCCAAUGCUUGGAAAGGUGUGGAUGUUCUCUCUUUCAAUACUGGUCAUUGGUGGACUCACAAAGGGGCUCUCCAAGGGUGGGACUACAUGGAUUUGGGAGGCAAAUUGUAUCAAGAUAUGGACAGACUAGUGGCAUUCGAGAGAGGCUUAAGGACAUGGGCAAGAUGGAUUGAUGCCAAUAUCGACAAAAGUAGAACAACACUCUUCUUUCAGGGUAUUUCACCUACACAUUACAACCCAAGCGACUGGACCACCGACACGUCGGCCACGUCCUCGGCGAGAAGCUGUUACGGAGAGACCGUGCCAAUGACCGGCACGGCGUAUCCGGGCACGUACCCGGAUCAAAUGAAGGUGUUGCAGGAGGUAAUAGGUGACAUGAACAACCCUCCAUUUCUUUUGGACAUAACAUUUCUAUCAGCAAUGAGAAAAGAUGCACAUCCUUCUAUCUAUAGUGGUGCACUCACUUCAGAGCAAAGGGCAAAUCCUGAUCACUCUGCUGAUUGUAGUCAUUGGUGUCUUGCUGGUUUGCCUGAUACUUGGAAUCAACUAUUUUACACUGCCCUUUUCUUUUAAUUAGAUUUUCAAUAUUAUUCUAUUUAUAUGUUUUGCUGGCAAUGCAAUUCAUUUUUAGGAAGCACAAACUUUCAAGUAUUCUACAAAGAUUAAACAUGUACUUGGGUAAAGUUUCAUUCCUGUUGGUGUAAAUGCUUGAAAAAAUGUAUCUUGUUCAUUUUGUAAUUAUUCACUUUUUGUGGUCCAUUUUAUUAAACUUUUGUCAUA
Capsicum annuum is the source of this 1450-nucleotide messenger RNA. Its product is annotated as protein PMR5. The transcript has 5 exons. The coding region runs from base 77 to 1243 and encodes 388 amino acids. Gene Ontology annotation, cellular component: Golgi apparatus. Lineage: Eukaryota; Viridiplantae; Streptophyta; Magnoliopsida; Solanales; Solanaceae. Gene Ontology annotation, molecular function: O-acetyltransferase activity. The record is from RefSeq and is a predicted model, not a curated record.